AAAUAAGCCUAUGGUGUGAAUAACUGGAUCAGCACUGUCCGUCUCUCCUGUAACUUCCCUUUAUGGUGCAGUGUGCAGAUGUCCAUCGUCACCUUCCCCAAGUGCAAGCUCCAUGGGCUGAACGCUUUCUGAACAGUGUCUGGAGCGACCUACCUGUGUGACGGCGCAUGCGCGCGAGAACCCCAGCAAGAUGGUUGGGAAACUGAAGCAGAACUUACUCCUGGCCUGCCUGGUGAUUAGUUCUGUGACCGUGUUCUACCUGGGCCAGCACGCCAUGGAGUGCCACCACCGGAUCGAGGAGCGCAGCCAGCCGGCCAAACCGGAGAGGCCGAGGCCCACGGCGGGGACCGCCCUGGACGGCAAAGCCAACAAGACCCUGGCCUACCACAAAGAUAUGCCUUUGAUAUUCAUCGGGGGUGUGCCCCGGAGCGGGACGACGCUCAUGCGGGCCAUGCUGGAUGCGCACCCCGACAUCCGCUGUGGAGAGGAGACCAGGGUCAUCCCUCGGAUCCUGGCCCUGAAGCAGAUGUGGUCGAGGUCGAGUAAGGAGAAGCUUCGCCUGGAUGAGGCUGGCGUCACCGACCAGGUGCUGGACUCGGCCAUGCAGGCCUUCUUACUGGAAAUCAUUGUGAAGCAUGGGGAGCCCGCCCCUUAUUUAUGUAACAAAGACCCCUUUGCCCUCAAGUCCCUAACUUACCUGGCCAGGUUAUUUCCUAACGCCAAGUUUCUCCUCAUGGUUCGCGAUGGCCGGGCGUCCGUGCACUCCAUGAUCUCUCGAAAAGUGACCAUCGCUGGCUUUGACCUGAACAGCUACCGGGACUGUUUGACCAAGUGGAACCGAGCCAUAGAGACCAUGUACAACCAGUGUAUGGAGGCUGGCUAUAAAAAGUGCAUGCUAGUCCACUAUGAGCAGCUUGUCCUGCACCCUGAGCGGUGGAUGAGAACCCUCCUAAAGUUCCUCCACAUCCCCUGGAACCACUCAGUCUUGCACCACGAAGAGAUGAUUGGCAAAGCCGGGGGUGUGUCGCUGUCCAAAGUGGAGCGAUCUACAGACCAAGUCAUCAAGCCAGUCAACGUGGGCGCCCUGUCCAAGUGGGUCGGGAAGAUUCCUCCAGACGUCCUACAGGACAUGCCAGUGAUUGCGCCCAUGCUUGCCAAACUGGGAUACGACCCCUAUGCCAACCCUCCCAACUAUGGAAAACCUGAUCCGAAAAUCCUCGAGAACACUAGAAGGGUCUACAAAGGCGAAUUCCAGCUCCCCGACUUCCUGAAAGAGAAACCCCAGACCGAGCAGGUGGAGUAGCUGCACCCAGAGCCGUGUCCUCGCCCGGAGAAGAGGUGAGGGCCG
Molecule: messenger RNA, 1348 nt
Organism: Echinops telfairi (small Madagascar hedgehog)
Lineage: Eukaryota; Metazoa; Chordata; Mammalia; Afrosoricida; Tenrecidae
Gene: TPST1
Product: tyrosylprotein sulfotransferase 1
Exons: 5
Coding region: 191-1303 (370 amino acids)
Biological process (GO): peptidyl-tyrosine sulfation
Cellular component (GO): Golgi apparatus
Molecular function (GO): protein-tyrosine sulfotransferase activity
Source: RefSeq, a predicted model, not a curated record